Vigna radiata var. radiata (mung bean) is the source of this 3048-nucleotide messenger RNA. Its product is annotated as putative clathrin assembly protein At5g57200. Gene Ontology annotation, biological process: clathrin coat assembly; clathrin-dependent endocytosis; vesicle budding from membrane. Bases 78 to 1841 code for a protein of 587 amino acids. Gene Ontology annotation, cellular component: clathrin-coated vesicle; clathrin-coated pit. The transcript has 15 exons. Gene Ontology annotation, molecular function: phosphatidylinositol-4,5-bisphosphate binding; 1-phosphatidylinositol binding; clathrin heavy chain binding. NCBI's taxonomy places the organism in Eukaryota, Viridiplantae, Streptophyta, Magnoliopsida, Fabales, Fabaceae. The record is from RefSeq and is a predicted model, not a curated record.
AGAAGAAGAAGGAGGAGGAGGAAAACGUGGUUCCUCUUCUUCCUUCAGUAUUUCUAUCAAAUUCAAUUCGUUGAUGAAUGGGAACGUUCCGGACCUUAAGAAAGGCCUACGGUGCUCUCAAAGACUCUACCAAGGUUGGCCUAGCCAAGGUCCAUAGCGAAUACAAGGAUUUGGAUGUUGCUAUUGUGAAGGCUACCAGUCAUGUAGAAUAUCCUCCAAAGGAACGUCAUGUCAGAAAGAUUUUCUCUGCAACUUCGGCACACCAACCACGGGCAGAUGUGGCUUACUGCAUACACACACUUGCUAGAAGGCUUGCAAAGACACGGAAUUGGAUAGUUGCUGUAAAGACAUUGAUAGUCAUUCAUAGAAUAUUAAGAGAGGGUGAUCCUACUUUCAAAGAAGACCUCAUAAACUAUGCGCGUAGGGGACGUUUUCUUCAAAUAUCCAAUUUCAAAGAUGACUCGAGUCCUCAAGCUUGGGAUUGUUCUGCAUGGGUUCGAACCUAUGCACUAUUUUUAGAAGAAAGGCUUGAGUGUUUUAGAAUCCUUAAAUAUGACAUCGAGGCUGAGCGUUUAUCAAGACCAUCACCCGUUAUAACUAAGGGGCAUAGCAGAACACGGUCGUUGACUAAAGAAGGGCUAUUGGAGCAGUUGCCUGCACUGCAGCAACUUCUAUACCGCCUAGUUGGUUGUCAGCCUGAAGGUUUGGCUGUCAGCAGUUACCUAAUACAAUAUGCACUGGCCUUGGUAUUGAAAGAGAGCUUCAAAAUAUAUUGUGCCCUGAAUGAUGGAAUCAUAAAUCUUGUGGAUGUGUUCUUUGUUAUGCCAAAGUAUGAUGCAAUCAAGGCGUUACACGUUUAUAAAAGGGCUAGCCAACAGGCUGAUAAUCUUGCCGAGUUCUAUGAAUACUGCAAGAGAUUGGACCUUGCUAGGAAUUUUCAAUUUCCAAUCUUGAGACAGCCACCUGCUUCUUUUCUUGCCACGAUGGAAGAAUACGUUAAAGAAGCACCCUUGAAUGCAUCUAAUAGACUGGAGUAUCACGAAAAUGGUCAAUCACCUAAAAAGGAAGCAGAACCUAAAGAAUCUGAAGAGGCUCAAGCAACUGAAAAACCAGAUGAAGAAAACAAAGAGGAGGAACAGGUGCAUGAAGACGAACCAGAGCCUAAGGAAGAGGAAGUGGAACUUCCUCCUUUGAUAUCAACUGAUUCUACUGAUGAUUUGCUGGGUCUAAACGAAAUAAAUCCAAAAGCCCGGGAACUAGAAGAAAGCAAUGCUUUGGCGCUAGCAAUUGUACCAGCCGGAGGAAAUAACUCAAGCAGUCUUGAUUUGGCUUACACAAAUGGAACUUCGGGUUGGGAACUUGCACUGGUUACAACACCAAGUAACCAUACAAGCCAAGCGCCAGAUCGAAAAAUGGCUGGUGGGUUUGACAAGCUAUUACUAGACAGUUUGUAUGAAGAUGAAAAGGCUAGGAGACAACUUCAACUCCGAAAUGCAGGCUAUGGAUAUGGGGAAAUGGAUACACAUAAUCCGUUCAAUCAUCAUAAUCAGCAAGAUCCAUUUGCGGUGUCCAACAACAUAGCACCUCCAACCAAUGUGCAAAUGGCAUUCAUGGCUCAGCGACAGCAACAACAAAUGAUGUUCCAGCAACAUCAACAACAAAUGAUGUUCCAGCAACAUCAACAACAUAAUAUGAUGAUGGGCCCUUACCAGUAUCCACAGACUCAAUACCAUCAACAAAUGCCAGUCAUGGGUUCUUCUAAUCCAUUUGAGGACCCCUUACCCGUGCCCACCCAUGCUUAUAAUUCCAUGAAUCAUCAAGGCAACUACAAUUUAAUAUAGAGUUCAGCUUCUCUUCUGCUUAAUCCUCCUUUUUUCUCUCCUCAAUCCUUUGACCAAAAAGGAUUUAUUCUUUGUUGAGUAGAAUAACACUAACUUUCUUUAUCAAAAUUUCAUUCAUCAAUGAUCCAUUUUCCGUAGGCCAUUCUAGGGGUACACCCUUUCAAGUUGAAACAAAUGGUGCAUUUUAAAAUUAAAGUUGCCUAAGCGGUAGUCCAAAGUUUGGAGCUGGGUAAUCUAGACAGAAAACAGGCCUCAUUGAUUAUUAUUCCAACUGAGAAAUCAAGACAGUAAACACAUGUAAUUGACUACUAUUAUUCCAAGUUUAAUGAUUCAUUUAUCUUUCUUAUCAGAACAAUCUGGAAAACUGAAGUCAACGUGACUGUAUUGUACUUGCAGUUCAGAGCCCAUUCAGAGAAAUUUAUAACCAGGGUCAUAGAUGCUCUAGGAAGAAUUAAUCCCACAAAAAGGAUAUAACCCGCAAUAUAACUCAAAAUCGUCUAUAACUAGCAAUGUAUAUUUACCCAUGCAUGCCCGUAGUCCGGUUGAUUGUGUUCACUGUGCCCCUUGAAAAUGUCAACUAACUGAAGAAAUAUAAAUGACAUUACACGAAUUGUGAAUUUGACCAGAACAGGUUUUCACUUUGUAAUUCAUGUACCGCAAACCAAACUAAACAAAUGACAAGUGAUCAUGUUAAUAUGAAGAGAUUAAAAACUAAAAUCGAACUGAUGAAUUAGAAAAUUAAACUUAUUCUAUCUCUUUCCUCUCAGCAAGCGUGAUCUAAAAUUCAACAUUAAUAAUUUAGAAUCCUGCACGGAUGUAUGUCUUUGAAUAUUUCAAGCUGAGUUUUCAGUUUAGAUUUCACACUGCACUCUCGAGUCAAAUAGAAGAACGGUUGACCAUCAAUUAAUUUAAAAUGUCUUCUGAAUGUAAUUCGCAAAUCUGAAGACUCAUCGCGGUAAGUUCAUACCAAAAUUAAAACUGUAUGUAUCUCUUUUCAAUUAGAAUAAUGUUCUUUGCACAUCAAACUUUAUGACAGAGAGAGAAGAGAGUCCCAACUUUUUCAACUACAACACGAGAGCAUCCAAAUCCUAAAUCAUAUUAGAGGAAUUGACACAGUCACUAGAAAGGAUGGCAAGACUAGAAAAAUUUAUAAGUCUUACCGAUCCUUCCCAAGUCUACUCUAACAUUUUUUAACAUUCAAAAUUCU